Messenger RNA from Oreochromis aureus, 4521 nucleotides. It is a transcript of the gene abhd17c, whose product is annotated as abhydrolase domain containing 17C, depalmitoylase. The coding region runs from base 352 to 1236 and encodes 294 amino acids. NCBI's taxonomy places the organism in Eukaryota, Metazoa, Chordata, Actinopteri, Cichliformes, Cichlidae. Gene Ontology annotation, biological process: protein depalmitoylation. Gene Ontology annotation, cellular component: endosome membrane; plasma membrane. Gene Ontology annotation, molecular function: palmitoyl-(protein) hydrolase activity. The transcript has 3 exons. The record is from RefSeq and is a predicted model, not a curated record.
ACCGGCUUGCCACCAUUCAAGAGAAAUGGCUGCUUUCUUUAUUACAAUAUAUUAGCAACAAAGCUACAGCAAGUAAUGUUUUCAAAGGGUAGAACUGUGGUAUUGAGACCAGUAGUGGCACAGUUUAGUGGUGUAAAGUAAUAUAAACCUAAAUGUUGUGUCGCAAUUUCCGUGAGUUUUGCUGUGAGCCACCUGUAUGCCGGCUAGCGAGUAGCUGCAAAGCCGAGACGUCGCUGAGCCCAUCUUCCAGCGCUGCUACGGUCUGUUAAUGGUACACCGAAUCUCGAAACAGAUACGAACCGUGUGUUUUGUUUUAGCUGAAGUUAGUAAAUCAGGUAACCCAGGGCCUAAAUGCCAGAACAAGGCCCCAGGAUGAAUGGGUUUUCUAUUGGUGAGCUGUGCUGGCUGUUCUGCUGUCCACCCUGUCCGAGUCGCAUCGCGGCCAAACUAGCUUUCCUUCCACCGGAGCCCACGUAUUCCUUGCACACCGACGCUAACGGGGUGACUAGCUUACAUUUAACCGAACGGGCGGACUGGCAGUACUCUCAGCGAGAGCUCGAUGCAGUGGAAGUGUUCACCACUAGAAGCAGCCGGGGUAACCGGGUAGCAUGCAUGUUUGUGCGCUGCGCUCCGAACAGUCGCUACACGCUGCUGUUUUCCCACGGUAACGCUGUGGACCUGGGACAGAUGUGCAGUUUUUACAUCGGCCUGGGCUCCAGGAUAAACUGCAACGUGUUCUCCUACGACUAUUCAGGCUACGGAGUCAGCACCGGCAAGCCUUCCGAGAAGAACCUGUAUGCGGACAUCGAGGCGGCCUGGCAGAUGCUGAGGAACAAGUAUGGUGUAACUCCUGAGAAUAUCAUCUUGUAUGGUCAGAGCAUCGGCACGGUGCCCACCAUUGAUCUGGCUGCUCGCUAUGAAUGUGCUGCCGUCAUCCUACACUCACCACUAAUGUCGGGUUUACGGGUGGCCUUCCCUGACACACGCAAGACUUACUGCUUCGAUGCCUUUCCCAGUAUCGACAAGGUGUCCAAGGUGGCGUCCCCGGUGCUUGUAAUCCAUGGCACAGAGGACGAGGUCAUUGACUUCUCCCAUGGCUUGGCGAUGUAUGAGCGCUGUCCCCGUGCAGUUGAGCCUCUUUGGGUGGAGGGAGCUGGCCACAAUGACAUUGAGCUAUAUGCUCAGUACCUGGAGAGGCUCAAACAGUUCAUCUCUUUCGAGCUUUCCACUUCUUGAGGACCUUGGAAUUCGGGUCCGGGUUCAUUUCAAGACACUCAAGAAUUAUCCUCAUCAUUUCCUCUGGAGGGACACAACAGGAGUAAAAUGAUGACACCAUCAAUGGUUAGCCCAAAUAUGGAGUUCUUGAAGACCUGGCUGGUGCUCCUACAAGACACAAGAACCUGCUUUGCUAAUGAGCCCGGGCCUUGACAGUGUUUCUAACUGCUGCUCAGUCUUGAUUCAUUAUCCACUCCAAAUCUCUGCUUCCUUCCCACUCUCUACUUAAUCUGUCUCCCCUAUGUCAUGUAUGUCAGUCUUUCACUGUGAACUUCUGUUGCUCACACUUUCAUAUCCUUCAUUCUGUUUGGUCCACAAUUCCCCUUUUUUCUUUUGACUGAGUAUUUGCAAUGUUGAGUUUUGUAUUCUUUUAUACAAGGUAAAGAAGUAUCAGUUUUGCCUUGCACCUCAAGAUACUGUGGAUGAAGAUUUUCCUUUUUCAUUUCUUUAACUUUACGUUACCAUUCAGGGUUGAUUACAGGGUUGCACUGUAAUGUUGCAUUUUGUUAGCUGACAUUCCAUUAUGUUUUUGUUUUUAUUUGAAGUAAAACUGUGAUAUUUUUUUUAUUUUUUAUUUUUUGCUGGCCAGACUGCAUCCCAGCUUGUUUAGGCUCUGUACUCUCUGUAGUGUUGAUGCACGCUGCUCUCUCAUGUAGGGAGAUGAUGAUGGCAAACUUCAACUGGCACAUUACACAUCUACAGCACUUUUGCUCCUUUAGAUGUUGUACAAAUUUCAAGCAGAGAGGUUUGAACCAUAACUGCUGGAAAUAUAUUGUGGUGAGAGGAUCAUGUACACCAGCUGGCCUCACCAGUUAAUCAUUGAUCAUCUCAUCACAAUGCAGUGUUUUACUGGGAAACCUUUGGUCCUGCAAUACAUAUUUUACCUUGAGACAUGGCAAAAGCUCACCAUGGCAGUGGCACUCCCCGAUCACUACAGCCUCCGGUUACACAGAAAAGUGUGUGUGUUAUUUGUAAAAUGGAACUGGUUAUAAUGACUUGGUCAGUCACAGUCAGCUGGUCUCCGUGGAUAUUACAUAAGGAUUGUGGGCAGCAAAUUAAAGAUGUGGCAUCAUUUUGUUAGGCUCUUUGAUAACUCAUAGAAGGUUGCAACCAAACAUGGCUUAAUUUUUGAAAUCCAUUUGUAGCCUAACCAUAGCAUUUAGCCUCAACCUUAAAUAUCGAUAGUCUUCCUGCUGUUUGUUGCAACACAUUCAACAUUUGCUAGUGUUUUUAACAGCUGUCUUAGUAUGUGUGUGCACUUACAAAAUUCACAUUUGUAAAUUUUGUAAUCACAGUUGUUUCCCUGUAAUCUUACACACUCCUAAUUUUACUUGUGACAUUCUAUGUUUCUCAGGAAACUGAAUAAUCUUUUGAGUCUUUUUUGAAACACAAAAUCCAGAAUAUAUAACACUUAGGUCACUAAUGGUUUGAUGUAAAAACAACUCAUUGACUAGGAAAAUGUUUGGUCAGGAACAUCCCUAAUGAUAACUGUUUAAGCACAGUCUAAUAUUCGGGGUGAUUUCAUUUAUGUAUAAGGAGUACAUGAGUGCUCCUGCUGCUUAAAAUUAUCCAAAUUUCAUGUUGAGGAUCAACACUGAGUUUUCUCACCCAAACAGAGACACUCAGGGUCAAGUUCUACUUGUUCUAGCCGUCCAGCGGUGAAGAUUCAGUGCAAGCCAACAGGACAGUGCAUUUUGCUUCUCACACCACACAGGAAACACAAACAUCUAUUUUGGCCCAAACAGUCCUACUUGCCAGAUUUGGCCUGGAACAUGAAAGUCAGAUGGUCAGAGUAAGACUAUCGGGGAGCAAUCUAAGUACUAGGAGCUCCAGGAGGUUUGCUGCACAAAGAAAAGAGAACUGUCAGAAAUUUUGAUUGCACCUGGUACGUAUCGAAAAUUCUCAUUGUCAUCUCAUAUGCAGCACUCUCACACCAUGUGUGCACCUUGGCCUUUAAGCAACACAAAAGGGAAACAUCCCAAAUAGGAAAACCUACCUCUGUGGAAGAGAGAGCAGCGGGUAUCAGAGCUGUGUUAACUGUAGAUUGGCUGGUAAGACAGCUGAUUCACAUGAAAACAAGUCUUGCAAGCUGCCAGGCAGCAUAGUGGGUUUGCUUGCCGUCUGAAGACACUGAAUUCUGAUGUGUUUAGGUUAUUCAAAGUGAACAUACAUUUACUGGUUUGGGGGUUGGGCUUAAUUAUCUGUGAUUCCUCACUAAGAACAAAGCCUUAUGUUUGUAUUUCAGUCAGACAUUCCUGUGAACUGCAAGAAACUUGUGGUCUUCAGGGGGACUGACUGCUGCUAUUUAUCGCAGGAAUCAAUCACUGUGAAAGCCAGACAGUUUGGGGAAUACUGAAAUGAGAGCAAGGUACAAAAAUCAACUUCAGCCCGACUAGUAAUCCUCUGACUCGUGUUCCUGCCUGUAGAAUGAUAGAAAUCGGCCUACAAAGCAGGUGUCUGCUGAAGCCUUUGAUAAUUUUAACUUUGAAAGACAUGACAAAACCACAAAGGGGAAAUGGAAUGCUGUGAAAAUGACCGACGCAUGCAUAUGAUCACUCCUGGUUUUGGAUGUUGCAUCAGUUGUGUUUGAAUAAUUUAUUUUUUGUUGCCUGCAAGUGGACAAAAAAAAUGAAGCUAUAUGACACUAAGAUCAGAUUUAAAAACAAAACAAAAAAACAACCUAACACUUUGAAGUAAAUACUAAAUCUUUUCAGGAUUGUGUUUGGGGAAUAUUUGCAUAGCAACUUGUAAUGAUGAUUUGGUGCACUGCUGUAAUUUGUCAGUUGGGUAUUCGUGUUUUCUGAUCAUAGCUAAUGUUGGACUUUUGAGUAAAAAGUCCUCAAUCAUCUCCAGUAUAUUUCCUUUAGUUUCUCUUCUAAAAGUAAAUGAAGAUCCUCUUAGGACCCGAUUCUUCUUUUGAUACUGACAUUUUUACACAUUUGUCCAAUCUAAAUGUUGAAAGAUUUACACCGUUUCUGAAAAUGGUUUGUACAAUAAUCCUCUGUAAUGGUAUACUUCAGUACUCAGUACAUAUUAGGCCUUUCAUAAGGCUGGCUAGUUUUUAUUGAUUUUAAUAUGCAAAUGAAAGACAGCUAGUAGAAUCGUAUAUUGAUCAUGGUGUGUAAAACAAUGAAAUAAGCCUUAAAUAUGCUGUGAAAUGGAUACAUCAUACAUGUAGUGGUUGCAAGAAGCAGCACAAUGGAUGUUUCAUUGGUUAUAGUGGAAUAAAGGACACGUGGAAUUGUA